Messenger RNA from Protopterus annectens (West African lungfish), 1866 nucleotides. Its product is annotated as kelch domain-containing protein 2-like. Lineage: Eukaryota; Metazoa; Chordata; Ceratodontiformes; Protopteridae. Gene Ontology annotation, molecular function: protein binding. The transcript is spliced from 11 exons. The coding region runs from base 1 to 1527 and encodes 508 amino acids. The record is from RefSeq and is a predicted model, not a curated record.
AUGGGGCAAGAAAGCGAGUUUCCAGAAUUACCUCCACCGCAGCAGCUUCAAGAACAUUUACAAACUUUUCGGAAGCAAGGGGGAUCUUCACUUAACCAGCAGCAAUAUGGACAACAGGGACAAAAACGGACUAGAAAUUUUGGGACAUACGCCGGUAACUCAGAGAGAAGUUACCAGGUGGAUUUUCAGCAGGGCUAUAGAAAUGGGCAACAACAUAAUAAAAGGGAUUCUAUUAGUGAAAAUGCAGCAUUUAAUCCUUCACUCCAUGAUGUAUCCGAGGACAGUUUAUUUUCUUGUAAUGAAGAGAUGGAUGAAAGUUUUUUAGAUACUAGUGUUAAUGUGGUUUCUAAUGUUGAUUGCAAAAUUGAUGUUUCACACAUACCAGUUUUUAAUAAGUUUAUGCCACCUUUUAUCAACCAACGUAUUACACAAUUUGGUUCCAUGAUGGGAUUCGGAACUGGAAAUAUUUGUGAUAAAGUAAUAUUAAAUAAACAUGAAGUGCCCUAUAAUUUAACUAUAAAAGAAUGGCAGGCUUUAAAAACAUUAAGUGAAAGAGAAGACAUAGUAAUUAAACCCUCGGACAAAGGGAAUAAAAUAGUUAUCAUGAAUGUAUUACAAUAUCAUAGUAUGUGUAUGGAACAUCUGAAUAAUAUUGAUGUUUAUGAGAAGUGUGAUAAAAACAAAUAUGAGCAAGCUAUGGCUGAAUUUGAGAGAAUUUUAGACAUAAGUGUUAGAUUAGGUUUUUUCAAAGAAAGAGAUGUCAGGGAUAGAUUGAUUUAUUUUGGAGGAUAUGGUUAUUUUCCUCAAGGCAAACACAGCGGAACUUUUGAAUUUGAUGCAACAUCCUUUGGGAAUCCUUACUUUGCUAGAGGUUGGAACAAUCAUGUUCACGUUUUCGAUACUGAAACAUUCGCAUGGAGCCAGCCAGAGACAAAGGGUAAGACACCCUCUCCUCGUGCUGCUCAUGCAUGUGCCACGCUUGGAAACCGAGGUUUUGUCUUUGGGGGAAGAUAUCGGGAAUCCAGAAUGAGUGAUCUGCAUUAUCUUAAUUUAGACACCUGGCAGUGGACUGAACUGUUGUCACAGCAAGAAGAUUAUCCAGUAGGACGAUCAUGGCAUUCUCUUACUCCUGUCUCUUCUGAUCACCUCUUUUUAUUUGGAGGAUUUACAACAGACAAACAGCCGUUAAGUGAUGCUUGGCUGUAUUGUGCAAGCAAGAAUGAGUGGGUACGAGUUUCACACACCUUUGCUAAUAAACCAAGACUUUGGCAUGCAGCCUGUGCAAGUGAAGAAGGUGAAGUAAUUGUUUUUGGAGGCUGUGCUAAUAACUUGCUAGAUCUUCGUACGUCUGAACAUAGCAAUGAAAUAAUCAUAUUUUCUGUUCAACCAAAAUCUCUUCUAAGGUUAUGCCUUGAAGCAGUGAUAUGUCACAAAGACACACUAUCUAGUUCGUGGGACUGUCUUCCAAAGCACUUGCUUCUGAGUGUCUGUCAGAGAGUUGGCAGCAGCAACACAUCUGGCUCAUGAGACUUGUAUUUUUGUGCAUUUUAACUGAAUUUGCUUGUAUUUUCAGUUGAAAUGUUUACACAUUAUUUCUUUAUGAAAAGAGAAUUUUCUGUUACAGUGGUAUAUAUUGCUAAAAGAUGAUCAAAUAUCGUCAUUUGUAAAUUAUAUGUAAACAUUUUGUUAGUUUGUAUACUUGUAGCAUAGAGAAUAUAUUUUUGUGUAAAGACUUGAUUUUCUGUAAAUAAAUGCAUAUGCAAUAUGUACAUUAACUGAAAGCAUCUGUAAAAUUGACAUAGUAAACAAGUGCUUGUGGCUUACAUUGAUGUCCAUAGUUUUUAUUAAAACUCUUUAUUGCUGAUA